GCAUGCAUGUUGUGUACACCAGGAAAAAAAAACCCACGCUGAGAGAAGUUAGCGGCUUUUAGAAACGACAUCAUGAAGAUCAAGAGACAGAAAGCAGCCAAGAAAACCAUCAGCUUCUACAAGUACAACUUCAGCUUCCGGGAACCGUUCCAGAUCCUCCUGGACGGGACCUUCUGCCAGGCGGCCCUGAAGAACAAGAUCCAGAUCAAGGAGCAGAUGCCCAAGUACCUGAUGGGGGAAGUUCAGCUGUGCACCACCAACUGUGCACUGAAAGAGCUGGAGACUCUGGGGAAGGAGCUGUACGGAGCCAAACUCAUCCUGCAGAGGUAUCAGGUCAGGAACUGUGCACACUUCAAGGACCCAGUUCCUGCAUCCGAGUGUCUGCUGUCCAUGCUGGGGGAGACCAACCAACACCACUACUUUGUAGCCACACAGGACCACACUCUGACCGCAGGCCUGAAGAAGAUCUCGGGCUGUCCUCUGUUCUACAUCAUCUCCAACACCAUCGUCCUGGACAAGCCCAGCCAGGUGUCUCUCGAUCAGGUCCAGGCCGUCUCGCUGGGGGAGCUGGUGAGCCCGGCCCAGCAGCAGAGCAUCCGCAGCCUGAAGGAGGAGCAGGGCAUCGGCCAGGUGGAAGGAGAGAGACGAGGGAAGAAGAGGAGGAGGAAACAAAGCCAUCCUAACCCUCUGAGCUGCCUGAAGAAAAAGAAGAAAGGACCGACACCGCCCCUGAAGAAGAAGACGGAGGAGGGGGAGAAGAAGAGAAAUCGACAGAAGAAGCAGAAGACGGAGGAAGUGCCUGCUCCUGCAAUAACAAAUACAUAAUGUGGCAGGAAGACAGACACUCGAGCCAUUUUGUUGCUUACAAAAAUAACAUUUGAAGAUGGCAAAUAAUUUCAUGUUUAAUAUAAAACCAGAACUUCUGCUCUGUUCAUCUGAUGUCACCACAUUGAACAUGUUCAUGUUUAUUACACACGAUGCAAUUUUAAAAUCUCCAGUAUUUAUUUUAAUUUGAAAGGUUCUGCAACAGUUUCCAGGACUCAGACAGAAACAUAACAAUAUUUUCAAGAUUCAGAGGAUUUGUCUCUGGCUUUUAUACAAAAUAUAAAAGCAGGUUUACAGGCACAUAGUUCAAGAUAGAAGCUGCAUUGGACAUUACAUGACGUACAGUUCACAUGAGAGUGGAUUUUAAAAACCAUGCAUUCAGCCGUCGUUUGCAGAAGCAUGAGGAAGAAGUGUGACCACAAUGAGUUGUUGGUCUGCUUGCUUUUACACUGUGUGAUUUGUUAUCUCUGCUGGAUUCAGUCUGUAGUAAGAGUCCAAACAGUGACACACAUUCUCAGUAUGUCCAUUCAGACCUCACUUGGUCAUGUUCAUUGUUUCCAAGUUGAUUACUUAUUAGUUUAACUUAUAGAUUAAAAAACAAACUAUUCAUUCUCUAUUACUCUUGUAUAUUACAACAUUGAUUAUUGAGUAUGAGCAUCAAAUAGAUUAUCUACUUCAUGUCAAAGGUAACAGCUGAAUUGUUUUCUUUAUCAGAAUACUACAACAUUACUGUAGAACUGCUUUCAGACAGGCACUGACCUCCAAAUGUUUUCCUGACAUUUUCCAGAUAUGGAAACACAAGUCAGUUCCUGCCAGUCAGGAAAAUAUCUGCAAGCGUGUGGGCGCGUUGUGACG
Messenger RNA from Limanda limanda (common dab), 1680 nucleotides. It is a transcript of the gene utp23, whose product is annotated as UTP23 small subunit processome component. Gene Ontology annotation, cellular component: small-subunit processome; nucleolus. Bases 73 to 825 code for a protein of 250 amino acids. Gene Ontology annotation, molecular function: small ribosomal subunit rRNA binding. The record is from RefSeq and is a predicted model, not a curated record. The transcript has 3 exons. NCBI's taxonomy places the organism in Eukaryota, Metazoa, Chordata, Actinopteri, Pleuronectiformes, Pleuronectidae.